Molecule: messenger RNA, 2145 nt
Organism: Vidua macroura (Pin-tailed whydah)
Lineage: Eukaryota; Metazoa; Chordata; Aves; Passeriformes; Viduidae
Gene: PHYHIPL
Product: phytanoyl-CoA 2-hydroxylase interacting protein like
Exons: 5
Coding region: 210-1340 (376 amino acids)
Cellular component (GO): cytoplasm
Molecular function (GO): protein binding
Source: RefSeq, a predicted model, not a curated record
CGCGGAUCCCGGGGCGCGCCGGCCGCCCGCCUCGCUGCUGCCCCCUCCCCGGCUCGCUGCGGUGACAAAUCCGCUCCUCGCCCGCCUCCUCCGCCGAGCGCUCGCAGCCGAGCCGGGCGGCGCCGGGAAGCGCUGCCGCGCGGCUCUGCACCGGAGCCGGCCAGCCCCAGCCCCCGGCCAAGCCACAGCAGGCAGCGGCGAGGGGCGCGAUGGAGGCUCCGCGCCUGGCGCACACCAUGAGCAGCCCCACGAGCCCCUGCGAGGAGGUGAUCAAGAACCUCAGCCUGGAGGCGAUUCAGCUCUGCGAUAGGGACGGGAAUAAAUCACAAGAUAGUGGGAUUGCAGAGAUGGAGGAGCUUCCAGUCCCACACAACAUCAAAAUAAGUAACAUCACGUGUGAUUCCUUCAAGAUUUCUUGGGACAUGGAUUCUAAAUCCAAGGAUCGCAUUACUCAUUACUUCAUCGAUCUCAACAAGAAAGAAAACAAGAAUUCCAACAAAUUCAAACACAAGGAUGUACCCACCAAGCUGGUGGCCAAGGCUGUUCCCCUGCCCAUGACAGUGCGUGGGCACUGGUUCCUGAGCCCCAGGACAGAGUACACGGUGGCGGUGCAGACGGCCUCCAAGCAGGUGGACGGCGACUACGUCGUGUCAGAGUGGAGUGAAAUCAUCGAGUUUUGCACCGCAGAUUAUUCAAAAGUUCACCUAACACAGCUGUUGGAAAAAGCUGAAGUGAUUGCAGGCCGUAUGCUUAAACUGUCUGUUUUUUAUCGGAAUCAGCACAAAGAAUACUUUGAUUAUAUCAGAGAGCAUCAUGGGAAUGCUAUGCAGCCCUCUGUUAAGGAUAACAGUGGCAGCCAUGGCUCUCCAAUCAGUGGGAAGCUGGAAGGCAUCUUCUUUAGCUGCAACACUGAGUUUAACACUGGAAAACCACCCCAGGAUUCACCCUAUGGAAGAUACAGGUAUGAGAUUGCAGCUGAAAAACUCUUCAACCCAAACACUAACUUGUACUUUGGAGACUUCUACUGCAUGUACACAGCCUACCACUACGUCAUCCUCGUGAUCGCCCCGGUGGGGUCACCAGGAGAUGAGUUCUGUAAGCAGCGCCUUCCCCAGCUAAAUAUAAAAGAUAACAAAUUUCUGACCUGCGAUGAAGAAGACGGGGUCAUGGUUUACCAUCAUGCCCAGGAUGUUAUUUUGGAAGUAAUUUACACUGAUCCUGUGGAUCUCUCCCUUGGCACAGUUGCAGAAAUUACUGGUCACCAACUAAUGAGCUUGUCUACUGCAAAUGCAAAGAAAGAUCCCAGCUGCAAGACCUGCAAUAUCAGUGUUGGACGUUAAAACUUCCCUCAUUCCUUAGGAGCCUUCAAACCUCUGUUGCCCAUUUCCAUAGUCAGACAGUUCUGUCGGAAGCAUGCACAUGCCGCUGUCACCAAAAGCAACUACCAGUCUUCAAAACCUCCAAUAGCCUUCUUAGGAUUUCUCUCUCCCUCUUUCCCUUCUGUUCCCCCAAUGCUUUAAAUGAUUAGAAGUCCUGGAUUUCUUUCUGGCAACCAUUUAUACCUAGAUGCUGCAAAAAUUGUUUUCUGUUUCUUGCCAAACAUAACAAAAUCCUAUAUAAACUGCUUUAGCAAAAUAAAAAUAACGGCUUAUAAAUGGUGUUUAAAUAUGCGUUAAUUUUAACUACUGAACAAGUACUGGGAUAACUGAACAGCAUGAAAGGUUGUAAUUGCAGCAUGAUUUGAAUUUCAGAGCCUAGAAAUGUCAGCACUUCCAACGUGUUGUUUGACAGUGUUAUUUAUGUUAUUUAUAUUAGCUAACUGAAAACAGAAACUGUGUCUCGACAUAAUAAAUAUAAUAGAAAAAUAUUUUAUUUGUACUGUUGUAUAAAAUAUUAUACAAUCAUAUAGAAUAUAUAGAUUACAUUUUAAUAUCAAUUGUAUACAUGUCAUUAAAUCAUUUUCCCUUAUCAAAGAUGUAGUUUGUAAACUUCAAAUAGCUCUGUAUCUGUUCCUGUUGCUCUAGAUGACUUUAAUUAAAACAGAUUUAUGAAGACCAUUUCUGAUUCAUAAAAGUUAAGUUAUAAAUUAUUAAAUCAGUACACUGAAACAACAAACGGCUGCAAAAUAAAAAAUUCCUUUUUUUA